AUGGACUCACCACCACCAUACAGACCCCGCAACCCAAGAACACUCUUCCUUCUGAACCUAAAACCCCUUUCUCCCUUCACGAUCUCUCGUGCUUUCGCCUUCCCCUGCCAAGAGAUAAAAAAACCAGACUUGAUGUCUUUGAGGAGGUCACCGACCUAUAUGGGUCUCGUCACUGCUACAACAAUCGAUUUUUCUAAUAUCGGUUCACCCAGAAACACUAGAAGACACAUGUGGCGAAUGGAAGAGAUUCGAGAGGAUAAAGAUCUGGUUGUUGUUGAUGAGUACAUCGUUGUUAACAAUAAACAAAAGAAAAGGAGACAUAGUGGUAGAUCGAAGAAGGAGAAAUCAAUUUCUUUCUGUUUCAUUCCAUCCCCAAUGGAGCCGGUAAGUGUGCAGAUGGUGUAUUUGCCGAUGCCAGAGGAGCUUGUACAGUGGCAAGUUGAAUUGAAGCAUGUGUUGAAUUUCAAAGUAGUUAACUAG
Messenger RNA from Lactuca saligna, 480 nucleotides. The record is from the annotation of a GenBank genome assembly. Lineage: Eukaryota; Viridiplantae; Streptophyta; Magnoliopsida; Asterales; Asteraceae.